AUGGCGUCACGGAAGAAGGUCCUCCUCAAGGUCAACAAGAAGUUCAGUGGGAGCUACAAGGCCACUAUCGGAGCCGAUUUCCUCACCAAAGAAGUCCUUGUCGAUGACCGACUAGUCACCAUGCAGAUUUGGGAUACCGCUGGUCAAGAGCGAUUCCAAUCAUUGGGUGUUGCCUUCUAUCGAGGAGCCGACUGCUGUGUCUUGGUCUACGACGUGAACAACUCCAAGAGUUUCGAGGCACUCGACAGCUGGCGGGACGAGUUCCUGAUCCAGGCUAGCCCUCGUGAUCCGGAAAACUUCCCAUUUGUGGUGAUUGGAAACAAGAUUGACGUGGAAGAGAACAAGCGCAUGAUCUCAGGGAAACGGGCCAUGACAUUCUGCCAGUCCAAGGGCAACAUUCCCUACUUCGAAACCAGUGCCAAGGAAGCAGUCAACGUUGAGCAGGCAUUCGAGGUCAUUGCCCGGAGCGCGCUCGCACAGGAAGAGGCCGAGGAGUUCAGUGGCGAAUUCAGUGACCCGAUCAACAUCCAUCUGGACAAUGAGCGCGAUGGCUGUGCCUGUUGA
Messenger RNA from Penicillium atrosanguineum, 564 nucleotides. RefSeq names its product Rab family GTPase YPT7 (gene rab7). Gene Ontology annotation, molecular function: GTP binding; GTPase activity. Gene Ontology annotation, biological process: regulation of vacuole fusion, non-autophagic. Gene Ontology annotation, cellular component: late endosome; fungal-type vacuole membrane; phagocytic vesicle. NCBI's taxonomy places the organism in Eukaryota, Fungi, Ascomycota, Eurotiomycetes, Eurotiales, Aspergillaceae. The record is from RefSeq and is a predicted model, not a curated record. Bases 1 to 564 code for a protein of 187 amino acids. The transcript is spliced from 5 exons.